Molecule: messenger RNA, 3389 nt
Organism: Carassius gibelio (silver crucian carp)
Lineage: Eukaryota; Metazoa; Chordata; Actinopteri; Cypriniformes; Cyprinidae
Gene: ftcd
Product: formimidoyltransferase cyclodeaminase
Exons: 14
Coding region: 111-1733 (540 amino acids)
Molecular function (GO): folic acid binding; transferase activity
Source: RefSeq, a predicted model, not a curated record
UUAAUUAUUCAAAAGAUAUGUUUGCCGACGCUUUAUAUGGUUCAAUGUUUGGGAACCAGCGUAGUCCAUAGACAAGUGUGUGAGAGGAAAGCUGGUGUUGUCUCUCAGUCAUGGCUAAGCUGGUGGAAUGUGUACCAAAUUUCUCAGAGGGGCGUAACAAGGAGGUCAUUGACGCCAUAGCCGAUGCCAUCUCUGCCACAGAGGGCUGCAGUUUGCUGGACGUCGACCCAGGCUCUUCAACAAACAGGACGGUGUACACUUUUGUGGGACAACCCAUGGCUGUGAUCGAGGGGGCGCUGAAUGCCGCCCGUGUUGCGUUUAAACUCAUAGACAUGACCAAACACUCAGGUGAACACCCUCGGAUGGGUGCGAUGGAUGUGUGUCCCUUCAUACCGGUGCAGAACGUCAGCAUGGAGGAGUGUGUACAGUGUGCCAAUCAGUUUGGCCAGAGAUUGUCAGACAUGCUCAAUGUGCCUGUCUAUCUCUACGGAGAGGCGGCCAGAAAAGAGAGCAGAAGGUCACUUCCCUCAGUCCGUGCAGGGGAAUAUGAAGCAUUACCGGAGAAGCUCAAAAAGAGCGAAUGGGCCCCUGAAUAUGGCCCCGCCGCAUUCGUCCCUUCUUGGGGCGCCACAGUCACCGGCGCCCGAAAGUUUCUCAUCGCCUACAACGUGAACCUUCUGAGCACUAAGGAACAGGCUCACCGAAUCGCACUGGAUAUUAGAGAACAGGGCCGUGGGAAAGAUCAGCCUGGGCUUCUGAGAAAGGUUCAGGGAAUGGGAUGGUACUUGGAGGAGGCCAGCCUCGCUCAGGUGUCCACCAACAUCCUGGACUUUGAGGUGACGCCCAUGCACACGGUCUAUGAGGAGAUCUGCAGAGAUGCCAAGGAUUUGAACCUUCCAGUUGUGGGGUCCCAGAUUGUCGGGCUGAUUCCUCUGAAGGCGAUGCUGGACUGUGCAGACUUCUACAUCCAAAAAGAAAAGCUCUUCGUUGUGGAAGAGGAGCACAAAAUCCGACUGGUUAUCAGCAAAUUAGGACUCGAUUCCUUGGGGCCAUUUGUUCCAAAGGAGAGAAUCAUAGAGUAUAUGGUACGGGACAACCGGGACGAUGGCCGGCUUGUGUCUCUGUCUCUAGAGAAGUUCGUCCACAGUGUUGGGGCCAGAACAGCGGCUCCUGGUGGAGGCUCUGUUUCUGCGGCAAUCGCUGCUAUGGGUGCAGCUCUGGGCUGCAUGGUCGGUCAGAUGACAUACGGGAAGAGGCAGUUUGAGUCUCUGGAUGCGGAGAUGAGGAAACUUAUUCCUCCGUUUCAUGAAGCCAUGAACGACUUAUUAUUAAAAGUGGACGCUGAUUCGACAGCUUUUAACAGCUACAUGGCUGCUCUGAAAUUGCCCAAAGGCACACCUGAUGAAAUCAAAAGGAGGGAGGAAGCCAUGCAGGAGGGUCUGAAGGCGGCGGUGGGCGUUCCUCUGUCUCUGGCAGAGAGAAUAAACACACUGUGGCCUGUUCUCAAAGAGAUGGUAAAAUACGGAAAUGUGGCGUGUAAAUCAGACAUUCAGGUAUCGGCAAAAGCUUUGGAAACAGCAGUAUUCGGAGCAUAUUACAACGUUAUUAUAAACCUGAAGGACAUCACGGAUGCUUCAUUCAGGGCCGCCACUGAAGCGACAGUGUCUGCGCUGUUAAAGAACGCCAGAGAGAAUGCUAACUUAGCACUGGAGACAGCCGACCGCAGGAAAUGAUGCAGACUGUAACACACAAGAACAAAUCAAAUAAAGACUUGCUGAUGUGCCACUUAAUACCCUCUGGUGCACAGACUGCCACUGUAAGUGCAUUAGUUUAAACGCAUUUUAUAACCACUUUACAAACAUGAAUGAUGAAUAAAAUUGUGCAGCUUGUUAAGGAAAGAGAUUUUGGCAAAAACACUUACACAUACCAGAAUAAGAGCUGUGCGAAUGUGCUCUUUUGACAUAAACAAACAGCCAGAAGACUAUAGAAACAGCCUUUCAACACACUGGCAACCAUCCAAAAUAUCUUAGUAUAAUAGCAGCAAGGAUUACACUGACAAGCACUGCUCAUAUUUCAAUAGACAAUGUAUAAAUACUUUUCUUGCCACUUCCAAGUAACACAUUUAAAGUGAGUGACAAUGUAAUAAAUGAAGUAAUUGUUAUGUAACAUUCCUUAGGUUUGCAAAAGAGCCUGACACUUGCCAUUAAUAAUAAAAAAACUAACAACAACAACAACAACAAAAAAAGUGGUUGUGGUUUGUGCUUUCAUAUUUUGAAAAAGCAGUCUGACCCAUUGUCUGACCGCAUCGUAGAUCUCAUAGUUGUAAUGAUAGGAAACACACCAAGCUGUUUUUACUAUCUCAAGAUCUAGAAUAACAUGCACCCACUAAACUGGAAAAAUAUCUAACAGAUUGAUCAGUUUGGUUUUAUCUUUUCAAAUAUCUCAUGACAACAGCUUUAUUCUCCAUUACACCUGCUUUUAUCUCUCUGAGGAGUGUUAGUUUUUGUUUGAACUUGAUGAUGCCCCAGCAGGUGGUGCUGUGAAUGGCCCACCAAAGGCUACGCUCAAUAUCCCACUUCCUCUGUCCUUGCCUAGCUCUCAUCUGUUGUUGUUUUUGCAUCUAUUAAAGCUGCACUGCUGGAAAAGAGAGAUAGAUAGAUCAGAGGCAUCUGUUUCUGCAGUUGCACAGAACAGCUGUGGCAAUAUUGUCCUCGGUCGCCAGCUCUGCAUAUUCUAGAGGCAACCCAUCACCAAAACACAAUGCUACAACUAUAAUGGUGGUCUAAAAGAAUAGAAAGCCCAUUUACCAAUAUAAAAUUGGUGGUGUUUUCUCAUACACUCAUUUUCAGGUGUUUACACAGAAAAUAUUUUGUAUAAGUAUCUAAUGCUUGGAUUCACUCUUAAAAUGUCUUUGAACAAAUAGCAACUAUUCAAACAUGCUAAAAGGAAUACUCAAAACACCCACUGAAUUGGCCCUUUACAAAGACUGUUACUGUUGCUAUGUCCUACAAGCUGUGGCGUUCUCACGCCAAAUACCCUGUUCUCACACGUGUAAAAAUACAUGGCGGAGCAAAGACGACACUGACAAUGCACUGACAGGCAAUACAGAGCAAGUUACUUUUUGUACGAAACAAUGUCAGCCUUCAAAUUUUGUCAUUUUGUAAGAAAUUCAAGGUUUGCGUCAUAUUCUGAGUUUGCAUUUCACUUUUUUAAUUCAUUUUGAUGAAUACUAAAUCAGUUUUUUUGCAAGUGUGAUGAAUUAAUGCAUUUACAUUCACAUUUAGUCCAGAACUACAUCAUGUUCACACAGCGCACACAAUGCUUCUGUACUUCCCAUUUCUCCAAAUAUGGGAACAGGAGACUUGUCAGUCAAUAAAUGGGAAAACAAA